GUUAUACUGUCCUACCAAAAACAGUACGAAUGGUUACCGUAGCGUCCGUAGCUUUAAAUAAAUAAAAUAAUAGUAUUAACUUUAAGCUUUAUGUCUAAUCUAACGACCAGUAGCAUUAACUAAACAAACAGUGAAUUUAUUUAUUGAAUUCCAGUGCCUUGUUCGAUUUAUAAGUAAAAACCUAUAUCUACUGUACCAUAGAUUAUAAACUUAAUAUAUUUGAGUUACUGUACAAACUGUACAUAAAGGUACGUACUAAAUUAUGUAGUUACGGUACCGUACUGAUAAGAAAAUUAUUUUGUAAAGCAAUUUUCAUAAGCAUUACGUGGCUGAAAAUUAAACUAUGUUUUGAUUUUGAAAGCAAAAGAUAUUUUAAACGUCUUAAAAAUGUUGCAAUCAUUGGUGUUUGGUGGACGGAAGGCGGCUGAUAGAUACAAACUUUCAAAUUUAUUAUUUCAUGUCAGAACUAUGUCAGCAGUUCAUAAAGACACCACUUUCUUUUUCAGACAGUUAUUUGAUACAGUGAGUAGCACAUAUACAUAUUUACUUGGAGAUAAGAAGACUGGUGAAGUGGUCCUCAUAGAUCCAGUUUUAGAACACGCCGAGAGGGAUGCUAAGUUAAUACAGGAACUUGGCUUUAAACUCAUUUAUGCUAUGAACACACACAUGCACGCCGACCAUAUAACCGGCACUGGGAAGUUGAAGUCACUCGUACCGGGUACUAAAAGCGUCAUAGGCAAGGAUUCGGGUGCCCAAGCCGAUAUCCACCUGCUCGACGGUGACCUGGUGCGGUUCGGGAGCCACGAACUCCUCGCUGCUGCGACUCCGGGCCACACUAAUGGAUGCUUGACUUACAUAUGUCACGAACAGUCAUUGGCGUUCACUGGUGACACCCUCUUGAUCCGGGGUUGCGGCCGCACCGAUUUCCAGGAGGGUAACUCUGAGACCCUCUACAAAUCGGUCCACAAUAGAAUAUUCACGUUGCCCGACGAGUACGUGCUGUAUCCCGCGCACGAUUACCGAGGGCAGACAGCGACAUCUGUCGCCGAAGAGAAGAAAUACAAUCCCAGAUUGACGAAGUCGCUUGCCGAGUUCGUUGAGAUCAUGGAUAAUUUGAAUUUGCCGUAUCCGAAAAUGAUAAAUAAAGCGGUGCCGGCGAACCGUGUUUGCGGAUUAUUUUGAAGCUAAAUACAACAGAAUAAUACAGCAGACAAAAUUAAGAGAAAAAAAUCAACAGAUUAAAUUUUAUAUUUUCUGUAUUUUUCUGCGAAACAUUCGGUUUGAAAAAUAAUUUGAAAAGUAAUGAAAUAAAUUGUUUGUGGGAUAAGUAUAAAAUGAUAAUUAAUGUCUGUGAUAAAGUAAUUAUGUGAUUUAGCAAUUAAAUUAUGCUUUUUUUUGUUCUAUAUUAAAUUUGAGACAAUGUACAAACGGAAAUUAGACUCUCUUUUUUUGUAUAAACUAAAAUGUUAUUUGUAUUGUUUCAUGUGUAUUUGUUUAGUUUCUUAUAUGACUGUCACUAAAUGCAUAAAAAAUACUUAAACUUAUUACAAACUAUUAGCGCGCCACCUGUCGGCCUCUAUGUUAAUUGUACUGCCAUUACAAAUACAUAAUUCAAUGCUUGAAAGGCAAACGUGACUAAACGAAAAUAACUGCUUUGUACAUAAAUGAUAGGCAAUAAACGUAUUUGAUGCGUAAAAAAAAAAAAUUCUAUGUCUAUUAAAAUCAUUUCAAUCCUACAGCUAGAUUCGUUAAAAUAUAAUUGUUUUCAGGUAUUUCAACUUUAAAUUAGUCUACUGUAAAGUUCACGCAUUGUCGCUUAGUCACGUUUGCCUUUCAAGCGUCGGUUAUAAAUUUUGUAAAUAAAAAAGACAUUUUCAAGUUAGCGAACAUUUAAUGGUACUGUUUUGUUGAACAUAUAUAUAAAUUAUUGAAUUUAUUUACUCAUGUAAGUAUAAUACAAAAGUAGAAUUAAGUGAAUUGCGAUAUAUUAACAGAAUUAUCAUUAUAAUGUUGUUAUUUUUUUAAAUAAACGAUAUAAAUAUUAA
This is a messenger RNA of Bombyx mori (domestic silkworm), 2045 nucleotides long. RefSeq names its product persulfide dioxygenase ETHE1, mitochondrial. Gene Ontology annotation, molecular function: sulfur dioxygenase activity. Bases 388 to 1182 code for a protein of 264 amino acids. The transcript has 6 exons. Gene Ontology annotation, biological process: glutathione metabolic process; hydrogen sulfide metabolic process. The record is from RefSeq and is a predicted model, not a curated record. Gene Ontology annotation, cellular component: mitochondrion. NCBI's taxonomy places the organism in Eukaryota, Metazoa, Arthropoda, Insecta, Lepidoptera, Bombycidae.